AUGGCGAAGAAAGGGCUGAUUCCGCUCCUUUGCUCGCUGCUGUUUGCAGCAUUCCUGUUGAAUUCCCAUGCAGCCAAUGCCAGCGAGAGAAAAAUUCACGUUGUGUACAUGGGAGACAGGCUAAAGGGAGCCCUUUCUGCUAAAAGAGUGCAUUAUUCCAUGCUGACCAGCGUCCUUGGAAGCUCUUCAUCAGCCAAAGAAUCAUUAGUCUAUAGUUAUGGGAACUUCAAUGCAUUUGCAGCAAAACUAACUGAAGAAGAAGUUAAAACGUUCUCAGAGAUGGAUGGAGUAGUUAGAGUGAUUCCAAAUCAUAUCCUACAACUUCACACUACAAGGUCAUGGGACUUCCUUGGUUUCAGCCAAAGCAGUCUAGGAGCCAGGAUUGAAGGAGAUGUUGUCAUUGGGCUUCUUGACACAGGAAUAUGGCCGGAACAUGAAAGCUUCACAAACCAAGAACUUGGCGCUCCACCCUCUAAAUGGAAAGGAAUUUGCCAAGGUGCAAAUUUCACCUGCAACAAUAAGAUCGUUGGAGCCCGAUACUACAAUAGUGAGGAAUGGUACUCUGACACUGACUUCAAGUCUCCUAGAGAUUCUGAGGGACAUGGAACCCAUACUUCCUCGACUGCAGCUGGCAACAGAGUGGCCGAUGCAAGCUACUACGGGUUAGCUAAUGGAAUUGCAAGAGGUGGAGUUCCUGGUGCAAGGAUUGCCAUGUACAAGGUUUGCUGGUCCUUUGGUUGUGCAACUGCGGAUAUCCUUGCAGCAUUUGACGACGCCAUAGCUGAUGGUGUUGAUAUCAUAUCCGUGUCCCUUGGUUUUAUCUUUGCACUGGCUUACGAUGAAGACCCUAUUGCUAUUGGUGCUUUCCAUGCCAUGAAAAAUGGCAUAUUGACCUCAAAUUCCGCUGGCAAUUCCGGGCCAUGGCCAUAUUCAGUUGUCAACGUCGCGCCUUGGACAUUGACUGUUGCUGCAAGCACCAUUGAAAGAAAAUUUGUCACCAGAGUGGAGCUUGGCAAUGGAAUGAGUUACGCUGGACCUUCCAUUAACAGCUUUGAUCUCCAUGGAAAGUCAUAUCCAUUGAUUUGGGGAGGAGAUGCCGCCAACUACUCUGCUGGCUCCAACCCAGAUCUUUCAAAGUAUUGUAUCAAUGGUUACUUGAAUUCAUAUAGAGUGUACGGCAAUAUUGUUUUUUGUGAACUUCUCUGGGACGGUACUGGCAUUCUCGAAGCAAGCGGAGUGGGCACCAUUAUGGCUUCUGAUAGAUUAAAAGAUUUUGCUUUCAGUUUCCCAUUGCCAGCAACUGUGAUAAGCACAAAAGAUGGUGAACAAAUUCUGGAUUACAUCAGAUCAGCAGAGUAUCCAGUAGCAACUAUUCUGUUUGGAGAGACAUGGUCAGAUGUAAUGGCUCCUUAUGUUGUAUCAUUCUCUUCCAGAGGACCCAACCCCAUGAAUCCAGACAUUCUCAAGCCUGAUCUCACUGCCCCUGGAGUGGACAUUAUCGCUGCUUGGUCCCCUGUUGCACCACCUUCCGUUGCCUACGAAGAUCCCAGGAGUGUCAACUAUAACAUAAUCUCUGGUACAUCCAUGUCUUGCCCUCAUGCUAGUGGUGCUGCUGCCUAUGUUAAGGCUGCCCACCCUGAUUGGUCCCCUGCUGCCGUCAAAUCUGCCCUUAUGACCACAGCAACUGUCAUGGAUUCGACCAAGCAUGAAGACCUUGAAUUCGCUUAUGGGUCAGGCCAGAUCAACCCAGCACAUGCAAUUGAACCUGGACUCGUCUAUGAUGCAAAUGAGACAGAUUACAUUAACUUCCUCUGCAAGCAAGGUUACAACACCACAACUAUAAGACUCAUUACCGGUGACAACAGCAGUGUAUGUACCAGCACUGUGAUUGGAAGAGCUUGGGAUCUUAACUACCCUUCAUUCUCUCUAGCUGUGGAAGAUGGCGAGCCAAUUAGCGGUGUCUUCACCCGGACAGUUACUAAUGUCGGCUCAGCAAACUCAACCUACACCGUCCGGAUGUACUCUCCUUCCAAUUUCUCCAUUAGUGUGGAGCCACAAGUUCUGUCAUUCUCAACAGUGGGAGAGAAGAAAUCGUACACCGUGACCGUCACCGGUGGAACGAUUUCACAGCAGAAGAUCAUGUCGGGUGCGAUCAUAUGGACAGAUGGGGAUCACCAAUAUGAAGUGAGGAGCCCAGUUGUGGUGUACAAUGUUCUACCUGGUUAUACUUACUUCCCUCCACAGAACUCAAAGUUUCAGGAGAAACCAACAUUCCAAGGUCCAUCCAUGUAUGAAAAGUAUGGAGUCCUUCGACGUAACUGAUAACCAUUUCUCAUUACCGGCAACUGGCAUCCAAGGUUGCCUUUGCGCAUUUGACUUUGGCAUUGAGUAUUGACCGUUUAUAAACGAUUGAAAUAAGACAGCGAGAAAGAACUAGUAUUGCUGUCGGGAUUUGCUCCUUUU
This is a messenger RNA of Theobroma cacao (cacao), 2463 nucleotides long. Its product is annotated as cucumisin-like. Gene Ontology annotation, biological process: proteolysis. Gene Ontology annotation, molecular function: serine-type endopeptidase activity. NCBI's taxonomy places the organism in Eukaryota, Viridiplantae, Streptophyta, Magnoliopsida, Malvales, Malvaceae. The record is from RefSeq and is a predicted model, not a curated record.